AGCCAUACUCAAUAAAUUCGGUAAAUUAGAUAUUUUAGUGAAUAAUGCUGGUAUUACAAGAGAUGUAAUGUUACAUAAAAUGUUAGAAAACGAAUGGCACGAAGUGAUUGAUAUUAAUUUAACUUCAUGCUUUAAUAUGUGUAAUGCCGUGAUUAAUCAAAUGAGGCAGCAAAAUUAUGGGAGAAUUGUUAACAUUAGUUCGAUUAACGCUCUUAUGGGGCAGGUAGGGCAAACUAAUUAUUCUGCAGCCAAAGCUGGUAUUAUAGGUUUUACUAAAGCUCUAGCUAAAGAGUCAGCUUUAAAAAAUAUAACAGUAAAUUGUGUAGCCCCUGGUUAUAUUAUGACAGAAAUGGUUAAGAAAGUCCCAGUGCAAGUGAUAGAACAGAUAAUACAAGCUAUCCCAAUGAAAAGAUUUGGUAAGCCAGAAGAAGUAGCGAGAGCGAUAGAGUUUUUGGUAGAUGAGGAAGCUGGGUUUAUUACUGGUGAGACCUUAUCGAUUAAUGGUGGACAUAAUAUGUUGUAA
Rotaria sp. Silwood2 is the source of this 523-nucleotide messenger RNA. NCBI's taxonomy places the organism in Eukaryota, Metazoa, Rotifera, Eurotatoria, Philodinida, Philodinidae. The record is from the annotation of a GenBank genome assembly.